Messenger RNA from Prunus mume (Japanese apricot), 1749 nucleotides. The record is from RefSeq and is a predicted model, not a curated record. NCBI's taxonomy places the organism in Eukaryota, Viridiplantae, Streptophyta, Magnoliopsida, Rosales, Rosaceae.
AUGGGCGAUCCAGAACCCAUUGGGACGUCCACCCACACCCAAAACCUAAAGUUUACAGAGACAUUCACAGAUGUCUCAAACCCUUUUACUCUAUAUUCCUCAGAUCAACCUGGGAAUAUUCUGGCCUCCAAGACACUUCAAGGAGACAACUAUAGUACCUGGAGUCGUGCUAUGCGAGUCAGCUUGAGCGCGAAGAAUAAACUUGGCAUGGUUGAUGGCACCAUCGACCCUCCACCAGAGACUGACAAACAAUUUGCAUCAUGGCAAAGAUGCAAUGAUAUGGUCCUUGCCUGGAUUCUCAAUUCGGUCCACGAAGACAUUGCAAGCAGCGUUUCUUAUUACACGACAGCAGCCGAGGUUUGGGCCGACUUGCGAGAUCGUUUCUCACAAGGAAACGACUCACGUAUUUAUCAAAUCAAGAGAGAGAUCGUUGAGCACAGACAGGAACAGCAAUCAGUCUCGAUCUACUACACGAAACUAAAAGCUUUGUGGGAUGAACUGGCAUCUUACAAUGAAAUCCCGACUUGCACCUGUGGGGGAUUGAAAAAGGUGAGUAAUCGGGAUGAGAAAGAAAGGGUGAUGCAGUUCCUGAUGGGUUUGAACGACUCUUAUGCAGCAGUACGUGGCCAGAUACUAUUGAUGCAGCCACUACCAGACACUCGGAAGGCAUACUCCCUUGUUCACCAACAAGAGAAACAAGUAGAGGUAUCUCUGAAUGGUAACAAUAUAAAUUUACAUGCCAUGAAUGUAACUCAUAACAGGGAAGCUGCUGCACCGAAAGGAAACACCCUACAAUGUUCAUAUUGUGAUCAAAAAUACCACACCGUGGAUCGAUGCUUUUAUCUGAUUGGUUUCCCGCCUGGCCAUAAGUAUCAUGGCAAGUCAGCCAAGCCACCAAACAAAAGAAAACCUGCGGCAAACCAAGUGCAAGUGGAAACCGAGACCACCAAGGGCGCUGACUCACGACACAAGGCAACGUCCAGUGACGGUCCGAAGUUCACCACUGAAGAAUAUAAUCAACUCAUGGCAAUGCUCAAGAAGAGCAGCCUCGAUGGUAAUCCUCAACAUUUUGUGAAUGCAACAGGUACAAUCACACCUUCCUCUAACUUGUCAGAAGUCUUCCCAAAGAAAACCUUAUAUUGGAUCAUUGAUAGUGGGGCAACGGACCACAUCUCUUCCUCUCCUCACUUACUAGACAAGAAAUCAUUAUCCAUGCUAGAUUCUGUUCAAUUGCCGAAUGGAGGACAGGUUUUAAUAAACUCGAUCGGUUCUAUACAAGUUACCCCUCACAUUAAACUUGAUGGAGUGCUCCAUGUGCCUAACUUUCGAGUUUGCUUAUUAUCUGUUAGCAAACUUACUGCAGCAUUACGAUGCAUAGUGAUUUUCUUCCCUGGUUUUUGUGUAAUACAGGACAUGGAUACGAGGAGGACGAUUGGCCUGGGCAAGCGAUAUAAUGGGCUCUACUACUUGGCGCCAGAACAAAACCCUCGCCUUGCUCAUCACAUUAGCCGCAACUCCAUCCUCUGGCACCAACGGUUAGGGCACCCUUUCGCCGAGCCUCUGCAAACCUUAACCAAACAAGUUCCAACAAUAAUGUCUGAUUCUAGUCAUUUAUGUGACAUUUGCCCUCUUGCUAAACAAACCCGUUUAUCUUUUCCAUCAAGUUCUAUUUCUUCUAAAGCACAUUUUGAUUUAAUACAUUGUGAUAUUUGGGGCCCUCAUCGAGUCAAUUCCCAUUCGGGGGCUUGA